AUGGGCGUGAGCGUGGCGGUGAGUGCUUGGACCUUGGUCUCCAUCUCCAUCGAGAGAUACAACGCCAUCUGUCACCCGUUGAAGUCCCGUCGCUGGCAGACCUUGUCUCAUUCGUACAAGGUGAUCGUCGUGAUCUGGGUCGUCUGCCUCACCACCAUGACCCCCAUCGCUGUCCUCUCGCAACUCAUCCCCCUUCAUCAAGACGUCCUCGCUGAGAAAGUUGUCUUUGUAAGUCGACUUGCAGAAGAAAAUGCAGAGAAACCUUUCUGGUCUGGACGAAAACCCGACCAAACUCGAAUCAGAAGGAGUUUAAAAGACGAAACGUGA
Molecule: messenger RNA, 327 nt
Organism: Darwinula stevensoni
Lineage: Eukaryota; Metazoa; Arthropoda; Ostracoda; Podocopida; Darwinulidae
Source: the annotation of a GenBank genome assembly